AUGGUCUAUGAGGCCCUACACACUCCGACCCGCUGCUGCUCCCUCCUCCCUGCUCAGCCCAGCCCUCCUUCCACUUCUCCCAACAUCCGAGGCGCCCAGCCCAGCCCAGCUCUGCCCCCUGCCAUGUGCUCCUACAGCCGGCAAAGUUGUCGCCUGGCCCUUUUGCAAAAAGACAUUUCUGCUAAUCGAAUAACCGGAGGCAUACAGUCCGAUCUCUGCUCAAAAGCACACUCCCGACCGGGUAACAGCCCAGAGAGACGACUUCGAUGUAAGUUCAGCCACAUUUACAUCUGCAUUCUCUCUGAACAAAUGUGCUCUUCGCCUUCGGCCUGCUGUGGGAAUACUGGCUCCGUUUCCAAAACUUGCUGCACGCCGUCCCCGGGAGCUGGGCGAUCACCGGGAGCAGCUCCUCGGCGCUGGGCGGGCGCCCGGGUGGCUCUCUUGGCUUGCGCCUUUGGCUCCGCCAGUCCAAAUGCACCUGCAACUGCUCGUCUAACUAAUCCUGCUGACCUGACCAAAUUCAGGAAAGGGAAAGAGCAAUUGCUAGAAAAGCAAGUGGCCCAGCUGGCAGCUGCGUAUAUUAAUGUGGUGGUGGUUUGGGGGGAAAUUGAUGAGAAGACCCUAACACACGCUGACAAGUACGGCAUCAUGGUGAUCCAGGUGAACUCCCGGCGGGAGAUGGUUUACCUGAGUGCCGUUUUGGGCACACCUCUGAUGCCUUAUCUGCUUCCUCCUCUGGAGCCAGGGAAGUGUCAGAGGGUGUACGGGCAGGAGCUGGUACAAGGUUUGGCUGUUGUGUUUGAGUGGGAAUGUCCAGGCACCCCUGCCCUCACCUUGGUCCUCAGGGGGGCCACCACUGAGGGGCUGCGGGGUGCUGAGCAGGCUGCCUACCAUGGCAUUGAUGCUUACUUCCAGUUGUGUCAGGACCCCAGACUGCUUCCGGGAGCUGGGGCCACGGAGAUGGCUCUGGCAAAAAUGCUGAGAGAGAGAGGAACCAAAUUGGGAGGACCCAGUGGUCCCACCUUCCUGGCAUUUGCCCAGGCACUGCAGUCUCUCCCCGAAACCUUGGCAGAGAAUGCAGGCUUAGGCGUCUCAGAGGUGAUGGCAGAAAUGAACGGAGCUCACCAAGCUGGGAACUUCCUAACAGGAGUGGGAGUCGAAGGGAUAAUAAAUGUGGCCCAGGAAGAGGUGUGGGACAUCCUAAUAGCCAAGGCCCAAGGACUUCAAACCGUGGCUGAUGUGGUACUACAGCUCCUGACUGUCGAUGAAAUUGUAGUAGCCAAGAAAAGUCCCUCGCAUCAGCAGGGCUUGAAUCCUAAUCCUAAGAAGGCAAAGGAACAAGCAUCUCCCGUGGGGAAGAAAAGUCCUUGGGGCCAGUAAGUGGCACAUCCUCAAUAAAAUGGGACUGCCCAGGAGGGCGCCACUACCUCGAAAAUGAACGUUUGCCUUCUGUUCCAUGUUUGCUGCUCUUUGGGUCAGUUUCUUUAGAUAAAAGCAACAUAAAGGACCUUAAAAUUUUUACUUGUCUUUUUCAUUGAUUUUACUUCCUUUCAGAUUUUUGCCCUUUUUUCCAUUUCUUGUUUCUCUCCAUCAGAUUCUGUUCCUUUCCUCCAGGAAGAGCUGGAUUCAGUUCUAUUAAAGAUUUUUAAAUUGAGUA
This is a messenger RNA of Vicugna pacos (alpaca), 1657 nucleotides long. It is a transcript of the gene CCT8L2, whose product is annotated as chaperonin containing TCP1 subunit 8 like 2. The record is from RefSeq and is a predicted model, not a curated record. Lineage: Eukaryota; Metazoa; Chordata; Mammalia; Artiodactyla; Camelidae. Gene Ontology annotation, molecular function: ATP-dependent protein folding chaperone; ATP binding.